Molecule: messenger RNA, 387 nt
Organism: Nelumbo nucifera (sacred lotus)
Lineage: Eukaryota; Viridiplantae; Streptophyta; Magnoliopsida; Proteales; Nelumbonaceae
Source: RefSeq, a predicted model, not a curated record
AUGAAAGUUGACGGGACAUUGGAUGAGGAAAGGAUCGUGGCUCUCAUUGAUUCGGGCAAUACACACAAUUUUCUUAGUCCUCACCUCUCUGAACGGGUGGGGCUUUCCCCUAGUGGAAGAAGGCGGUUUGAAGUUUCAAUUGCAAAUGGACAGAAAUUGGUAUCUCUUGGGAAGUGUACAGCAUUUGACCACUGUUCUCAGAACCCCUGCGGGAAGUGCCAGUUUGGACAAACUGAAGUUAAAUACCUUGGCCACAUCAUUAGCCAGAAGGGGGUGGUUGUAGAUCCAAAGAAGGUUGCGGCUAUUGUGGAAUGGGCUAGGCCCAACUCACUUAAAUCCAUGCGUGGGAUUUUGGGUCUCACUGAUUAUUACCAGAAAUUUGUAUAG